Messenger RNA from Penicillium cinerascens, 795 nucleotides. RefSeq names its product putative glycosyl hydrolase. NCBI's taxonomy places the organism in Eukaryota, Fungi, Ascomycota, Eurotiomycetes, Eurotiales, Aspergillaceae. Gene Ontology annotation, molecular function: hydrolase activity, hydrolyzing O-glycosyl compounds. The transcript has a single exon. The record is from RefSeq and is a predicted model, not a curated record. The coding region runs from base 1 to 795 and encodes 264 amino acids. Gene Ontology annotation, biological process: carbohydrate metabolic process; peptidoglycan turnover.
AUGACUGACCAGGAAGGAGGUGAAGUCCGCCGUCUACCGGGAGGACCUACAAUGAGUGCCAAACAAAUCGGCCAAUCGAAGAAUCCCAAGGCCACGGCCGCUCAGAGCGGAAAGGAUGCAGCCAGCGCUCUCAAGGCUGAAUAUCUAAAUGCGAACCUCGCACCUUUUCUUGAUAUAUAUCGAGAAACGGGUGAGUUCGAUGAUCAAUUCAGGCGCUCAUACGGCAAUACUUCGGGGUUAAUGGGAACUUGUGAUUCAGCAUUCAUCUACUCCCAGCAACGCACGGGUAUCAUCGUAACUGCAAAGGAUUUCCCGGGCCUUGGAGCUGCCGGGAAGAACGAAGACACAGACGUGGAGCCCGUCACUAUCAAUCUGAGUCUUGAGGAACUCCGCUCCGUCGACCAGGCGCUAUAUACCAAGGCUAUCGCUGCUGGUCUGGACAUGGUUAUGAGUUCAUGGGCGCUUUAUCCUGCGUUAGAUUCCAAGUAUCCGUCAAGAUUGAGCAAAGCCCGGGUUCAAGGAGAGCUACGAGGAAGACUUAGAUUUAAGGGUGUCACAAUUACUGAUCCCAUCGAAGCUGGAGCGCUGGAAGCCUUUGGGAAUGAUGCAUCAAGAGGCCUGUUGGCUGCUCAGGCUGGGAUGGAUAUUCUUCUUGCGUCUGCGAAGAAUCUUACCCAGGGCGAGGCUAUUGUUGAUUCCCUCAUUUCUGCUCUACAAGACGGGUCAUUGUCGUCGGAUUCUUUUGCGGAGGCGACCGAUCGCAUUCUCGCUGUUCGUCAGAAGAUUCCCGUUUAG